AUGUUCGAGGGGAUCCAGAGGAGGUGCAGGGAAGGCAGCGUGAACCCCCCCGAGGUGGUGUAUGUGGACAGGGACUGCUGUGGCCCCAGUUAUGUGGGGAAAAAGUUCCCGUUCUGGAGUGCCACUCAGUUCCAGUGUGCCUGGAAACAGGUGCUGGACCCAUGUGACCUGAAGUGGAUCUCCAAGGCCCUCUUCUGUGUCAACCAGCAGGGAAAGCUGGAGAUGUGCUUCGACACCAUAGACCGGAUGUGGUACUUUGCUAGGCCCAUCUUUCUUUGGAUGCCAAAGAAGCUGUGGAGAGUUAGGUUGACGUGUCCUGGGGAAGACUGCGUUGGGCAGGAGUUGAUCUCCUCGGGCAUUUACAGGACGCUCCGCAGAGUCCUGACUCGACGUGGGGCACCGCCUCCAGUUUCCGUGCAUCUUCACCAGAAAGAUGGCCUGCGACCUGGAAGUGGUGAAGAUGCUGAGACAGCGUGGACUCUGGAACAGUGUUGCCAGACUCCGUCAGAACCUCGCGGAACUGCACAGAGAGGAGUACCUCAAGAGGACGGCGCACUACCUGAGCGACUGCCAGACCUUCAGCUCCGCCCAGAAGAAGGGACUGACGAUGAAGACGGUUUUCCCCUCCCCGCCCACGCCCAUCAAGAUGCCCUCCUGCCAGUGCCUGACUCGGUCUACUGCCAAGACGUGCUGUCGAGACUGGAUGAAGUCAAAGCUGGCAUCACCUCAGUCUACGGCCACAUCCUGAAGAUCGACUCGACCAAGAAGGUGGUGAGGAAGCUCCAGGGAGCCGCGUCCGAGACAGCCGCGUGGGCCACCAACGUGGGAAAUGAGCACGGCCAGGUGCUCAUCUCCGUCAUCACCGCCGGAGAGGGAGCUGGACUGGACGCCAUGUUCGAGGGAAUCCAGAGGAGGUACAGGGAAGCCAGCGUGAACCCGCCCGAGGUGGUGUAUGUGGACAGGGACUGCUGUGGCCCCAAUUAUGUGGGGAAGAAGUUCCCGUCCUGGAGUGCGACCCAGGUCAGAUUGGACAUCUGGGAUUUCAUGCGUCGCAUCUCCAGCGCCUGCACCACCGAGUCCCACGCCCUCUACCCCUUGUUCAUGAGACGACUGUCCGGCUGCAUUUUCCAGUGGAGUGAGGAGGACCUUACAGCCCUGAAGGAAGCGAAGGAGACACAGGCCUACAGCGCGGGAGUGACUGUUCGGGGGAAGGAACAGGACUGGCUGUCCAAGAAGGAGCUCGGCCUGCACUGCAGACGAACAACCAGGACCCCCGUCGAGAUAAGUCAGAGGAUCGAGGAGCUGAUCGACGUCUUCUCCGGGGAGCAGGGCCGAGACAUGCUGGGGACGCCACUCCUAGACGAGGACAAGGCCAGGGAUGUGUGGGACAGUCAGAUGCGGCACGUGGGAUGCAUACAGGACCCACCCAACGUCUCCCUGUACACCCAGACAGGGACCCUGAGGAAGGGCACCAAGACCCUGCCCACGUACCGCUGUGCCAGAGGUUCCACCUCCCUGGAAUCCUUCCACCUGCACCUGAACAGGUUCAUUCCCGGUACCAGUGCUAGCGACGUUAACUAUCAGGCGUUUCUCCUGGAGGGACUCUACAGGUGGAACCAGGACAGGGCUUCUCACGCCGUGGAAGUGGAGGCUCCGCUGUGUCACAGGUACAGCGGACUUCUACGCCACACUGUCAACCACUUGGCACAGACUGUCUUGGGGAACCCUUUAGACCCCGCCUUCCAUCAGCCCAGGGCCUACACGGGGGAGCUGAUCGGAGUUGAGUACUUGUACUCCCAGACAGGCAAGUCACUUCAGGUCGUUCCCGAGGAAGUGCGAGAGGAGGACCCCACACCAGAGGAGGAGGACCAGGACCACGACGAGGGAUUUGAGGAGGAAGAGGCAGAGGACGACCCCACACUACCCGAUCUCGACGUCCAGGGUGUAGCUGUGAGGCCGACCGGGAAGCCCUUGGCCAGCGCCGACCGACCACCAUCCAGCACUGCAAGGCCCCCAUCCAGCCCUAGGGUUGUCAGGCAACGCAGUGCUGUCAGGUCACCGGCCCGUGCCGAAGGGUCUACAGAGAGGCCGACACCCGCUGUCACCCUGGAGACCCCGCCGCCCACCCAGGAUCCACCAGCCCAGGACCCACCGACCCAGGACCCACCAGCCCAGGAAGACGAGACAGAAGAGGAACAGAUGUCGGAUCCCACGUCUGGUAUGCGGCAGGUGCACGACCUGGCUGACUUUUUGUUGCAGCUCAGGGAGUGCAGGACCUUGACCCGGACCCAGCAGGAUCAGCUGAUCUCCUUGUGGGAGAAGCUGGAGCCCCGGGACCAGAGGCCAGCUGUUUUCCAGGCCAGACCCAAGUCUUCUCCACCCAAAGGAAGGUUUAUGUCUUCAAAGACGGCCAUAUCACCCCCCAAAGCCGGUGUUGAGAAGACUAAGCGGUCCUUCGUGGGAACAGGAAGUGGGCCAGCCAGCUAUCCAGAUACCAAACGGUACAUGGAGAUGCUGGUGAGGAGGCUGAUGGAGGUUCACACCGGCCCAGUCAAGCGAGCCAACCAACAGACCCUGUCCAGAUGGAGCCUCAUCCUGACUUCCUACAACAGGAUCAGGGAGGUGGUGACAGAGGACCCCAGAGUGUCUGCGUUGACCAGCAUUCAACUGCUGCCCCUCAACCAGACAACUCUGAUACUCUGGGACAACAGAAGACAGAAGAAGAAGGAGGAACGGGUGCUGUCACAGGGAAUUGAGAUCUCUGAUCCCCCUAUGACAGCCCCUCCCCGCCGCCUUGACGAAGCCCGCCACCCUUGUGACCUCCAGAUCUUGGCCCAGCCCAUUCAGCCACCUGCCCCAGUCCCGAUACGAUAUUUGAUCACCGUUCCCCCCGAGGUGCCAGGGACUCAGCCCUCCUACCAGCAGCCUGAGUUCCCACCCCAGAAGUUGCCAAAGCGCGUGCCCGGUUCCACGGCCUGUUACAGACGCAAGGUCGACAAGAAGGAGGAGAUGGGAGAGUACGUUAACAAGUACGCCCCACGCCGUGGACCGAAUAGGUGCAGUAAGUGUAAGGAACCAAAGACUGCACCUAGGCACCGCCAGUACUUUGGCAACUGGUACUGCCAGGCCACCUCGGAGGAGAGCUACGCGGACUGGGUGCAAAGGAUGGUACAACGAGGCUACUCCAACAGGAAGAGGAAGAAACCCCCACCAGAUGCCCCACCAGACGACCAGGAACCCCCGCCAGAGGACCAGGAUCCACCUUGA
Molecule: messenger RNA, 3267 nt
Organism: Saccostrea cuccullata (small rock oyster)
Lineage: Eukaryota; Metazoa; Mollusca; Bivalvia; Ostreida; Ostreidae
Exons: 11
Coding region: 1-3267 (1088 amino acids)
Source: RefSeq, a predicted model, not a curated record